Molecule: messenger RNA, 3777 nt
Organism: Lachnellula hyalina
Lineage: Eukaryota; Fungi; Ascomycota; Leotiomycetes; Helotiales; Lachnaceae
Gene: NCR1
Product: Niemann-Pick type C-related protein
Exons: 3
Coding region: 1-3777 (1258 amino acids)
Cellular component (GO): membrane
Source: RefSeq, a predicted model, not a curated record
AUGGGGCCCAGCCUCCUAGCAGUGGCAGGCCUCCUGACUGCAGCUUCAACCCUAGUAUCCAGUGAAGCUUUCACGCCCAUCCACGAAGCUGGGCGAUGUGCGAUCCGCGGGGACUGUGGCACUCUCUUUUCACGGCUGCCGUGCGUUGAUAACGGGCUGGCAAAAGACCCAGAGGACGAUGUGCGGGAGAAGCUUAUGGGAAUCUGUGGGCCAAAAUGGAAGACAGGGCCUCUGUGUUGUGAAGAGAAACAGCUCGACACUCUCUCGGAUAACCUGAAAAAAGCGAACGCCUUCAUAUCAUCCUGCCCGGCUUGCAAGGAGAACUUCUAUAACGUCUUCUGCACGUUCACCUGCUCUCCCGAUCAAUCGCUCUUCAUAAAUGUCACACAGGCCGAAGCGAGCGGUGAUAAAAAGAGGGUUACAGAGUUGGAUCAUCUUGUUUCCAACUCUUAUGGAUCCGGGUUCUACGAUAGCUGUAAGGAUGUGAAGUAUGGGCCUACAAAUGGCAAUGCUAUGUCCCUCAUUGGUGGCGGCGCGAAGAAUUAUACGGACUUCUUGAAGUUUUUGGGAAAGAAGGAUCCUUUCUUUGGCUCGCCUUUCCAAAUCAACUUUCCAAGACCCGAGGAAUAUCCCGAACCUGGUUCUGGAGCGCUGGACAUGACCCCAAAGAAAUGUAACGACGAAGACAAGAAUUUCAGGUGUGCUUGUGUAGACUGCCCUGAUGUUUGCCCCGAACUUCCAAAAGUCAAGGAAUCUGGUACAUGCCACGUCGGAGUGCUACCAUGUCUCUCCUUUGGAGCUAUACUGGUCUAUGGAGUUAUCAUGGCAUUGCUUGCUACAGCAAUAUUUGGACAUAUUGCCUGGGCUAAGCAUAAGCGGCGCACCAGCGAGCGACUUCGUUUACUACAAGACGUUGCACCAAGCGAUGAUGAGGACGAAGGUGAUAUAAUCCACAAUAAUGCUAUGUAUGAUCGCCCUCAGAGACAUUACUGGAUCAACACCGUCUGUGACAGUGCAUUCAGUCGGCUGGGAUACACUGCCGCAAAAUUUCCAGCGAUUACUAUUGCUGUCAGUGUCGCCCUGGUGGCAAUUUUGAGCAUCGGAUGGGUCCGAUUUGAAGUAGAGACAAAUCCAGCCCGACUAUGGGUCAGCCCAACUUCGGCUGCUGCUGAGGAGAAGGCUUUUUUUGAUAAGAACUUUGGACCUUUUUACCGUGCUGAACAGGUUUUCUUAGUGAACGAUACACAACCAGAAGGGCCAGGCCCAGUCCUCAGCUACGAAACUCUCACGUGGUGGAUCGAUGUUGAAGAUCGCAUUAGCAAGCUCAAAGGAAAGAAAACCAAUGCCACGCUUGAAAAUGUAUGCUUCAAACCUACAGGAGAUGCUUGCGUGGUGCAGUCCGUGGCAGCCUGGUUCAAGAACGAUGCGAAGCAGGUUAAUGCCAAAACGUGGAAGGAUGAGCUUCGAAAAUGCGAAUCUUCACCUGUCAAGUGCCUACCCAAGUUUAGCCAACCUCUCGAUCCAAAAUUGAUCCUUGGUGGGAGACAUGGGUCAGAUGAUCCUGCAAAUUCGUCUGCAAUCGUUGUCACCUGGGUUGUCAAAAAUGGCGAUGAAGAUUCAACUGUUGUAAAAAAGGCCAUGGAUUGGGAAGCAUCUCUGAAAGACUUCCUCCUUGAAUUACAAGGCAAUGCAACUGCUCGUGGUCUCAGACUGUCGUUCAACACAGAAAUCAGCUUGGAAGAGGAGCUCAACAAAUCUACAAACACCGAUGCCAAAAUCAUUAUCAUAAGUUAUAUUAUCAUGUUCAUCUAUGCAUCUCUAGCUCUUGGAUCGACUGCAUUAUCUGUACGGGGAAUUUUGCGGAACCCAGCAACUUUCCUUGUGGAAUCAAAGUUCUCUUUGGGAGUGGUGGGCAUUCUAAUCGUACUGAUGUCCAUCUCGGCAUCUGUUGGGCUCUUCUCAUAUGCCGGUAUCAAAGUCACUCUUAUUAUCGCAGAGGUCAUCCCUUUCAUUGUUCUUGCGGUGGGUGUCGACAACAUCUUCCUCAUCGUGCAUGAAUUUGAGAGAGUCAACAUUAGCCACCCUGAUGAGAUGGUGGAAUACAGGAUCUCAAAAGCCUUGGGUAGAAUGGGCCCUUCGAUUCUCCUAUCAGCUAGUACGGAGACCAUUGCUUUCGCCCUUGGAGCUGUCGUAGGAAUGCCGGCUGUUCGGAAUUUUGCUGUUUACGCUGCUGGUGCCGUGUUCAUCAACGCUUUGCUGCAGGUCACAAUGUUCAUCUCCGUGCUGAGUCUCAAUCAGCGACGAGCCGAGGAUCAUCGAGCCGACUGUUUCCCUUGCAUUCAAAUCAAGAGUGCCAGUGUGCAAUUGGGACACUCGAAUGGUAAUGGCUACGCCAGAUCUUACGAGGGUCAAGAUGAAAGCAGCCUUCAACAAUUCAUUCGCAAGAGUUAUGCUCCCACGAUCCUUGGAAGGAAAAUGAAAGCUGUGAUAGUGGUCAUAUUUUUAGGCAUAUUCACAGCUGGGGUCGCAUUGAUUCCCGAAGUCUCCUUGGGACUAGAACAGACAGACGCGAUUCCAGAUGGCUCCUACUUGAUCCCUUACUUUAAUGAUCUCUACGAUUAUUUCGAUUCCGGCCCUCCGGUUUACUUUGUCUCUCGCGAGCUAAAUGUCACCGAGAGGAAGCACCAACAACAGCUCUGUUCUCGUUUCACGACGUGUAAACAAGAGUCCCUGACAAAUAUUCUCGAGGGAGAGCGAAAGAGGCCAAACGUCUCGUACAUUGCCUCGAAUGCUGCAAGUUGGAUCGAUGACUUUUUCGUUUGGCUUGAUCCCACCAACGAGGAAUGUUGCCUUGAAAAAGGCGACACAUGCUUUGCCCAUCGCGAUCCAGCAUGGAACAUUACCCUCUACGGAAUGCCCGAGGGUGAUGAGUUCAUUAAUUACUUGGAGAAAUGGGUCAACUCACCCACAGAUCAGAGUUGCCCUCUUGGUGGAAAAGCAUCAUACGCCAACGCUCUAGUUAUCGACACAGAGCGAGAAACCAUCCCAGCAAGCCAUUUCCGUUCCUCUCACACUCCCCUCCGCAGCCAGAAGGAUUUCAUCUCAGCCUACGCCUCCGCACGCCGUAUCUCAGACGGCCUCAAAAAAUCCACUGGCCUCGACGUCUUCCCUUACAGCGUCUUCUACAUCUUCUUCGAUCAAUACUCCACCAUCGUCCGCCUAACCGCCACGCUCCUCGGCUCAGCCCUAGCCAUGAUCCUCGUCAUCUCCUCCUUGCUCCUCGGAUCCGUCAAGACCGGAGCAGUAGUAACAGCCACCGUCAUAAUGAUAGUAGUAGACAUCAUCGGCACCAUGGCACUCUUCCACGUCUCCUUGAACGCAGUCUCGCUUGUCAACCUCGUCAUCUGCGUAGGCAUCGGCGUCGAGUUUUGCGCUCACAUCGCGCGCGCUUUCAUGUUUCCGUCCCGCGCUGUCAUGGAGCGCGUGAAGAAUAAGUUCCGUGGCCGUGAUGCACGAGCUUGGACUGCGUUGGUUAAUGUGGGCGGGAGUGUUUUCUCCGGUAUCACUAUUACUAAAUUGCUCGGUGUGUUCGUGCUAGCGUUUACGAGGAGUAAGAUUUUCGAAAUUUAUUAUUUUAGAAUCUGGCUAGCGCUUGUGUUGGGGGGCGAGGGGUAUAUUGAUCCUGAGAGUGAGGGGGGAUUGCAGGAGGAUCUAGCGAGUAGACGGUAUAGGGCUUUACUGCCAGAUGAGGAUGAUGAUUCGGAUGAAGAGUAUUAG